GAUACGACAGAGGGGCACGUAGCGCGUCGUUGCAAGGAAACACAACGAGUGUGCUAGUGGCACGGCCCCCGGUGUGCUCACUCCACAGUGCUGCUGUGUCGUGACGAAUAAUAAGUUAAUACAGACUAAAUAUUGAUUUGAAUGAAAAUUUAUCAAUAAGGUGGUGUGUUGUCAUUAACGAUUGAUUAAACGAAACAAUAAGGGUAGAUAAAUAGUGAAUUGCGAAUAUAUAGGGCCUCAUCAAAAUGGCAGACUGGCGGUCUCCCGCGGAGGAAGUCGCGGCCACCGACCUGUGCGACGAGAGUCGCGUGCCGCGUGAACGACACAAAAAGCGCGUAGUGGAGCAUCAGUCUCCGUUGACGGCACUUGUCGUGCAUCAUCGCCAAUCACAUCAGGCUUUUGUCCUUGACACAUCGUGCUGCAAUGAUAAAAGUGAAACUAGUGCCAGUGACAAUUGUCGUGAUAAUAGUAUUGAGAAUGUAAUAAGGUGCAAUGGAGUUGUGAUGAGUGAUGAGUGUGAUGUUGAUUAUUGCAAGCAGUAUGGGGAUAACAAUGAUCUGGUGAACGUUUAUCUGUUGAAUGGAAAACCAGUGAACGUUAAGGCUAACAAAAUUCAAUCGAAAAUGGUAACUGGUGAUGAAAAAUUAUUGGCUAAUGGUGAUUGUGAUAGAAAAUUGAUGGUUGAGAGGUGUACGACAAAAAUGCCGGAUAAUAGAGCCGAGGGGGUUGUGGUAUUGGUUGAAUUUGGUAAUAAGAGUGAUGGUGAUGAAUGUGUCAGUGAUGUGCAUCGUAAUAUCCUUGAUAUAGACGCGAAUGCGACUGUUGUUGAUGCUGCUGCUGCGGCUGUUGCUGUUUCUGCUAUACCAGAAACAAUGAAGGAAAUAAAACAGCACAAGCAGCACACUACCGAUGCUACUGGGAGUGAGCUUGUUGCCAGGCUAGGUAGCCCCUACAAGGGACAGAUCAGGACCGCUGAAGACACCCUCGUUGGACCCUGCGGCAAGAAGCGGUGCGCCGAUCGAUACGACAGCUCCGAGAGCUCCGACAGUGGUGUUGCGAUAUCCUGUGGUGAAUGCAGCAGCAGUGGAACAAGCGAUAUCACUGAGCCCGGCUCACCCUGCAGCACAAGCAGUGACGAGGGCGUCGCAAUAGGGGGGGCAGCGGCUAGUAGUCCACUGCCAUCAUUGCCCAAACUGGCACCAACAACAUCAUCUAUGCACAAUGGGACCAGGCCCCAGUGGCCAUGGGCCCCACCACUAGCUGCAACAGCGUGCUCAACGUACAAAACACACAAAGGAGAACCCGAAAUUGGCACACUACCAAAGGUUGGCGCUGCUGAUCCCACUGCCAGGGGUGGAAAGACAACCCAAUUAGGAAAACAACAGAGUCAUCAGGAACAUCAAGGGAAGAUCACUGAGUAUUUUAAGACGCAGAUAAAACCUCAGCAAUUGAAGGCAAAGAAAACUACCGUCGAAAUGUCUGUGAUGAUAGCAAAGAAUUCCACCGAGUUCCGUCGGCCCCCAACAGUACAGAGGAAUAAAGGAGGUCUAGCAAAGUACCUGGGUGUAGUAACGCCAAAUGGAAGAAUCGAUCACGACUGGGAAGUAAGAACAAUGACCGUGUCACCACCAUUAACCAGGAAACUACCAACUGCAUCGCCUCGAGUCAGUGUUACAAAGUUGGACAAAAAGCUCAUAUCCAAAGCAAUACCAGGUUUUCCAAUACCAAGUGAAGUGCUAUCGAGUAUUCCUAGUUGCAAGAUAUCAUCUCUAAGAUUAACGAGUGAAGCAAGCCCGAAUGCCAGUAGUGGUUCACCACCAUCAACAGCCACACCAAAUCAUCCAAGUCAGACUGAGCCUGUGGCGUCGAUUGAAUUCGAAGGAACUGCCAAGCCCAUUGUGAAUGAGAAUAAUAAUGUGACUAUUUGCAGUGGCAAUCAUAUCAACAGCAAGGAGCAUCCUCUUUCAUGGAUGGUGAAUGGACUGUUGGACAAGAGGGAGGAGGAAAAGCCGAGGACAAAAUCCAGGGUCGAGGAAGAGGAGGAAGAGGAGGAGGAGGACUCCUCGAGGAGUAGCCAAUCGAAACCAUCGACGAGGAGUAGUGAAUCCAGUUCGCCGAUACUAACAGCACCUACUACUAUCAGAUUUCCUGCCAGGGUACCAGCUAAAAGUAAUAGUCAAACCAAUGACAGUGGAGUCUGUCGGUGGGACAAGUGCAAUGCCAAUUUCGAGUGCAGUGGAUUACUUCUCGAACACUUGCAGGUUGCUCACAUCAACUCACAAACUGGGGGUGACAAUUUCGUAUGUCACUGGCAAGGCUGUAAAGUAAAAGGCAGAACUUCAUGCUCAAGAAGAUGGUUGGAACGACAUGUGCUAUCCCAUGGAGGAAACAAACCAUUCAGAUGUAUAGUCGACGGUUGCGGCAGUAGAUUCAGUUCACAGCCCGCACUUGAAAGGCACGUCAAUAGUCACUUCAAUCAACCGGAGACGAGCACGAGUAACAGCAGGAGGAGUUGUGAGAACGGUGGAAAACUGGUGCGAAGGAAUGGAAAGAAAUUGAGAUACAGAAGACAACCGUGGUCGGCUAGGCUGUUUGAUUAUUUCGAUACUGGAGUGAUGGAGGGUCUUCAACACAGGCUGUUGGAACUCGCGAAAACCAGGACUCAGGGCCUUUUGGCAGAAACGCCGGGAAAUUCAAUGACCUUAACUAGUCAAGUUUUAGCCAGAAGAAUCGAGAAGGAUGGGAAAACCAAGGUGCUAGUACGUUGGUAUCCGCAAGACAUUGAGCCGGAUGAAUGGCUAUUGGAAUCAGAAGUACAAAGCACAAAACACAUACGAAUACGAAAAGCCGCAACUACCUCAAUCGAUGAGGUAAGCCUAGUAUUGUAUCCCGCAAUUCACGGUGGUCCACCACCAACGACACGAGUGAAGCAGCGCCGAAAGCCGGUUAAGAAUUCGUGAUAAUGUAGCCUGAUGAACAAACCUAAAACAAACAAUCACACUUGAUGCUCCUUUUAUCAUCGAACAAUGGGACAUGAACAAAGAAGGCGAAGGAGGAAUGACCUAGGAAAUUAAAGCCACUGCCACAAAUCUAUUUUUCGAAGAAGAGAGUGAUCUAGGAUCUUAUCAGCUGGAGCAGCUUGGAGGUGAAAAAUUUAGAUUCAAGAGGAUUCAACGUUGUUCGAUCGUCUCGCUAUUGAGUUCAAUGUUUUUCAUGAAUCUAGAUGUAAAAGACCCGUCGCGAGGUGCAGGGAGCAUCAGCAUGUAUUAAAUACAUCAUAGAAAAAACAUUUCAUGACGUAAUUGCUACUGAUGAUGAUAAUUCCCGUUGUCUGUAAUUCAUUUCUUAAAAGAGUCUAACAGUGCCAGGUUUGAUCCGAAAAAGUGCCUCACCCCUUGGAAUGUAGCGUUUGCUGGCUUGACAUCAAAUCAAUGUAAAGAAUUCAAAUGUCUGGACAAAAUACAUGGAAAUGAUAACAAAUUGUAUGAAGUAUUCACGCCUAAAUUGAAAGGGAAUUUCAUAAUGAUCUAUUUAAGAUCCAAAUCACUUAAUUAUUUUUUAAUAUUAAGUGUUAGCUAACGAUUAUGCAAAAAAAACUAAAAUUAAAGUAGAGAAAAGUAGUAAGAGCACAAAAAUAAUAAUCACUUUGGUGGCCUUAUGAACAAAUUGUUUUUUCGAACUUUGAUCCCUGGCGCUGAUAAACACUGGUGUCAUUCAUUCUGCUGGUCGUUCUAAUUUAUCAUUAAAAAAUUAGAAUUAUCUGCGGAAGAAUUCACUUUGAAAAAAGAAAUGAAUAGAAUAUUUUCAUGAAACAAUUUAAUGCGAAUUCGACAGAUUGUAGUUUAAUUUUUGACAUCCACUGAGUAAGAAACUGAAUCAACAGGUCUUUACUGUUUCAUAUUUGUUUCCAAGUUUUUCGCUCUUUUGAGAAGCCUGAGUAUAGCAUAAUAACGAAUAGAGAAUCAUCGCUUUGAAUUGUCAAUUAAUUUUCAUAUCAGCUUGGAGCUGUUGACAUGCUAAGUUGUACGUAGACUAAAUUUUUUAUUGCUCAAUUCAGCGGUUUUUUUUUUAAUUUUUAAUUUUUUUAAAUCAUCCAAGUUGGUCACUUUGUUCAUUCAGUUUAUGAUGUUACUUUUAAAUUGAUGAGCCGACACCCCUUUACCGUAGGUAAAAUUAUCAAGGCUGUGUUCACAUUUUUCCACACCUCGCGAUGAGGUACCUAACAAAUACCAAAUGAACACGAACUGUUCUGUGGGGGAAUAAUGUGAAGAGAAAUCAUAAAGAAAAGAAUAAAAAACAAAGAAAAAAAAGGAGGAAAGGAAAAAAGAAUGGAGAAAUAAUGUGUACACAUAAAUAGCUGAUAGAGAAUUAUUUGUAAAUUAUGAUAAAGUAUGAAUGGAAAUUGUAAGAGCUAGGUUGAAGUGGGUUUAUCGAGCGUCGAGAAUUGUAAUUAGAGUGAGAUAUUGACGAUACGAAAACACACAGACACAAGCACACCAGCUGUGUUACACUGCCAAUACGUGUAUUUAAGAUUAGGUUAAUUAAAUAAUUGAGUAAUUAAUUGUGUGGACCGAUCGUGUAAUCGUGUAGAUCUCUGACCACAUUAAGUUACACUUAACAUUUGUCGUACGAUUUGAUUAACGGCAACAACUCCCAAAACUAAUGAAAUGAAACAUAAGUUUUUUAAUGUAAUAAUGAACGUACGACAAAUGCAUGUUUCUCCUUGUGGUAAUUUUUUCUUUUGUAAAUAAUUAGGUGAAAUUAUCAUUCGAAUUAUGCGCGUACGUCGAAACCAUGUUUCAUGAGUAAUUCACGUCUCAACGACACGUGAUCCCCGGCUCUUGUAGAGUCCAAUUUUUGGUAUCAACUUUUCGUUUUUCGUAUUGUUUUUCAUUUCAUAUUUCUACUGUUUAGUCUCAGGCGAAUUUUAAUAGUCUUUUCUAUGAGAUGAUACGCACAAAGGGGGACCCCAUGUCAUUCUUAUUCUUAGAAUGAUCGGGUUAAAGGGUUAAAGGACACUGCCAACAAUACUGCCCGUAUUUCUCUUCUUAUUUUUCUCAUCAGUGUUAGUCUGAAUUUUUGAUUUUUUUUUCAUUUUUGGUAUACCUAUACUUAAAAAUUAUGCUGCCAUUUAUUGCGAUAUUAUCCGUCAGUUAAUUAUUAGAAUUAGAAACGAGAAUAUUCCACUGCCCAUGAAUGUUAAAGGUGAUUUUAGGCGGCAGAUCAAAUUUAAAUUUGGGUUCAGAAUAAUGAGAUCAAAUUUUGGAUUUUAUCUCUUCAAAUUUAUUCUCAUUCCUUUUCCUUAAUUCGACAGCAUCAACGAGAAAGGGUCGCUCGUUCACUGAUCAUUAGAAAUUUCUUGAUCGACUCAUUGUUUUGAAAAAUUCUGUUUCGUGGCUCAAUCGGUUGCCGAUAAUAUGUUUUAAUUCGAAAAUUUAAUCAAAUAAAGUGUCAAAAAGUUACAGGGAGAUUUUCUUUCCACACGACUAAGGGACCAAUUUCAUAUUAAAAAGGCACAUCAAACAUUGGAAUUUUCUUGACUUAUUCGCAAUAACUUUUCACUCGUUCAUUUUUCACAUGACUCAGUAAAAUUUGUUAUCGGUAGCUAGAUUAUGCUUGAUCUCUAGAAUUAAUAUCUGAGCGAUCUAAAUGAAGAGUGUUGUGGCCUACAGACUGACGAUGAAGAAAUGUCAAAAAUUAGUAAUUAAAAGUUUACCUUUAAGAUUCAAUUUUCCAUCAGUCGUGUUGCGUUUAACAUUGAAUCCCACCUAAGGUAUUAGAAUUUAGGGUGCUCAUUGAUUUUUUUUUUCGUUCCUAGAAGACUGCUGGGCUGAAUGUCACGCCAUAAAUUUCUUUUAGCUUAUAAAUGGCGAUUUAAAAAUAAUUAUUUCGAUGACUGAUGAAAAUAUAAGUAAAUUCUCGUGACGAAAGAUCAGAUACGGCCCUUUCUCCGAAUAUGUCAAUUUUUUUUAUGAUAGGAAAUUUUAUGAACAUGUUUAUAGAUGAAUCCUUUUAGAAUCGCCAUUUAUUUACCUGCGAUUCCCUCUGGUAUUUGAAUUACACAUACGUUGUAUAAUAUUGCUAAAUACUAAAUUAAAAAUAUUUUUUAGGAUUAGACCGAGAGAAUAAGUUAUCAAUAUAUUAAAUAAAAAGAAAUGGCUAUCACUGCCAGUGAUGGAUAAAUACUGUAAUGUUCAUUUUUUAAUAAUUUUCUUUAAGAGAUCAAGGGGUUUGAUAUGCGUGAAUUUAUAUCUGGAGUGAUUUAUAUUUGUUUCCCGAUAGAAAAAAAUAUGAUAAAUAGAAACUAGCUUCGAUAAAUUUUGCUAGCAAAUUUUUUAAAGAAAGGAAUUAUGUAAAUAAAUAAAUCCAAAAUAAUGAUUGAAAAAUGA
Diachasma alloeum is the source of this 6389-nucleotide messenger RNA. RefSeq lists its product as uncharacterized. Gene Ontology annotation, biological process: regulation of transcription by RNA polymerase II. Bases 246 to 2960 code for a protein of 904 amino acids. Gene Ontology annotation, cellular component: ESC/E(Z) complex. The record is from RefSeq and is a predicted model, not a curated record. Lineage: Eukaryota; Metazoa; Arthropoda; Insecta; Hymenoptera; Braconidae. The transcript has 7 exons.